Messenger RNA from Cuscuta epithymum, 2394 nucleotides. NCBI's taxonomy places the organism in Eukaryota, Viridiplantae, Streptophyta, Magnoliopsida, Solanales, Convolvulaceae. The record is from the annotation of a GenBank genome assembly.
GACCCCGAAGAAACAGCCCAAUUCACAGAGAAAGGGAAUCUGCCUUUCCUUCUGAUCUCUUCUUCCCUCCUCUUCCGCUCUUUAUGUUUCUCGUGUGUGCAUACUAAGCGAACCGCCCGCCAUCUCUAGCUCCGAUACCCUCCUAAGAAACCUGCGAAUUAAUUAUAUUGAGGAAUUUUCAAUCUUUUCCUCUCUACCCUCUUUUGUCUCACUAUUGCAAGCCGUUUUUUCGAGGUUCGCCAGCUCGAUUUGUCCUUAAUCUUAACCGAGGCUUUGUUAGGCGUGUGGCAUUGAUAAGUUUCUUUAUUUAGUCACUUCCCGGAUUCAAAAUUCCAUUAAUUGCGCAAUUUAAUCCAACCUGCUCUUCGCAUCUGCCCAAUUGGAGUUAUUUGCGAGAAACCCUUUUGAGUUCCCGGCUCAAAGAAUCAGAUGAAAUCUGAAUCUUGAGAUUCUUUGUUUAAAUUUAGCUUCUUUUUGAAGUUGGAGCGUGCUCAUAAACUCGCUUGUUUAGGACUGGUAAGGAAAGGCCGUUGUGGUUGGGGAUGAAUAGUGUUUUCAAUGAAGAGAUACUUGAAGAUAAGCUCUCGAAGCUCACCACCACUCAGCAGUGCAUUGAGACACUGUCCCAUUGGUGUAUUUUCCAUAGGAGUAAAGCAGAGCUGGUAGUUACAACAUGGGAAAAACAGUUCAAUAGUUCAGAGUUGAACCAUAAAGUUCCUCUUCUUUAUCUGGCUAAUGAUAUACUACAGAACAGCAAGCGGAGAGGCAAUGAAUUUGUCACAGAGUUUUGGAAGGUUCUUCCUUCUGCAUUAAAAGGUUUGGCUGAGAAUGGCGAUGAGCAGGCAAGGAAUGUGGCCUCAAGAUUGGUUAAUAUAUGGGAAGAGAGGAAGGUUUUUGGAUCUCAGGCAAAGAGCCUUAAUGAUGUUAUGCUAGGGAAAGAACUACCCACACCAUUGCAAUUUGGCAGAAAGAGGUCUCGUUCUGUAAAGAUAUUGAAAAGAGAUUCAAGAUCCCUCAGAACGAAAUUGACAAUUGGAGGACCAGCUGAAAAAAUAGUAUCAGCAUUUCAUAUGGUGCUUAGUGAGCAAGCCAAUGAAGAGGAAGAAAUGAAUAAAUGCAAGUCUACAGUCCACAGAAUAACAAAGAUGGAGAAAGGCGUAGACACAGCCCUUACAACAGCAAACGACCCAAACAGAAAGACAUUGUCUAAAGAGCUGGAGGUGGAAGAAAAUGUACUAAAACAAUGUAUUCAGAAACUUAAAGUAGUCGAAGCAAAUAGAGUUGCUCUUGUGUGUCAGUUAAGAGAAUCACUAAAUGAACAGGAAUCCGAGCUGGAGAAUGUUCGCACUCAGAUACAGGUGGCACAUGCUCAGGUAGAAGAAUCUAGCGCCAUGCGAAAACAUUUAGACAAUGAAAGUUACGUGGCAGAUUCAAAACCUUCAACUACAACAACAGAAAAAAAGACAGCUGCAGCAAUAGCAGCUGAGGUUGCAGACAAGCUAACAGCAUCAACAUCGUCUCAGUACAUCAUGUCAUCGGUUCUCUCCACAUUUGCUGCUGAAGAGGCAAAAAAUGCCGGCCUGGCAAAGUCCUCUUCUUCAGUAGCACCUGCCUCGUUCCCAUCGACGCCACCAAUAAAUACAGCAAACUAUUCAUUAACAAUGCCAGAAAGGCCCCUUUCUGAUCCCAGUGUUCUUAUUAUGCAUUCGCCUCAAGUAAAUACGCCUCCACCUCCUCCUCCACCAAGCAACCCUUAUCAAUCAGUGAUGGUGAUGCAGCACCACCCAACAAUGCUGCAGGGUGGCCAUUUCUCCAACGCUCAACAACCACAGUACCAUUCACUUCCACCGCCAAACCCACCGCAGCCCCAACAAUAUUUGCAGACAUCGGGUGGAAUUGUUGGAUCGUAUGGCUAUGUCACAGGCCCAUCUCCUUCAUACUUAGGUCCUCUAGUUCCCUUGGCACAGCCCUCAUUACAACAUCUAAAUAUGCCAACUCACCAAUCACAUGCAUUACAAUUACCUCAGCAACAACAGCAGCCGCCCCCUCCUAACUUCCGGCCGUUAUUUAGGUAAAAUGCUAAACUGAUGGUUUGCCAUCUUUUCUUGGAGCAUUCUUGUGAUACCUUGUUGUCAUAGUUGUUUUAGCCAUUUUGUUUUCUUUUUUCUUUGUAAAAUCAUAUGGGACUGAUAGAGACUAGAAAGGCAUUUGGCAAUUUUGUAACAAACAAGAUGUAAGUGAAUGUCUUAAUCCUGUUGAUGACAUUAUGGAGUCGUUUCUUCAACCAGCAUAUUUUGUAUGUAUAAUGAAAUGUAACAAAACAAGAUUCAUAUUUAAAUUGCUCAUACCCAGAACAAGCUUUUGAUGUGCAAUACCAGUAAACAAAAGAUUUGC